CAAAAUCAUCAAAAGAUAUGAUUUUUUUUUAAUACAAUAUAAUUUUAUUUUACUUUACUUUAUAUCUUAUUUUUUGUUUUUUUUUUCCUUUUAUUUUAUUUUAAUUUAUACUUAUAUCAAUAAGAAAGUAGAAAGAACUUUAUCUUUUAAUUAAUAGAAAUAGAGAAUCAUGCAAGAAUAUAGAACUUAUGUAACUUUAAAUGAGUGUCCGCCUGAAUUAAGCAAAAACAAAUUGAUAAAGCUUGUACCUAAUCAGAAUAUCACUGUUAUACCAGAAUUCACUUUAGAGUCAGGAGUCAAAUUAACUAAUAUACCUAUUGCUUGGAAAUCAUGGGGUAAAUUAAAUGAAAAAGGUGAUAAUUGUAUGAUUAUAUGUCAUGCUUUAACUGGUAGUGCUGAUGUUGAAGAUUGGUGGGGUCCAUUAAUGGGUCCAAAGAGGGCAUUUGAUCCUACCAAGUUUUUCAUUAUUUGUUGUAAUGUACUUGGCUCUCCUUAUGGUUCUGCCUCUCCUUUGACAAUUAAUCCUGAAACAGGGAAAAUAUAUGGCCCGGAAUUUCCUCUAGUAAGUAUUAGAGACGAUGUUCAUCUUCAUCGCUUAGUGUUAGACUCUCUUGGUGUGAGACAAGUGGCUAUUUGUAUUGGAGGUUCCAUGGGCGGUAUGCAAGUAUUAGAAUGGGCUAAAAUGGAUGAAGAUUAUGUUCGAACAAUUGUACCUAUCGCUACAUCUGGGCGUCAUUCAGCAUGGGGAAUUAGUUGGGGUGAAGCGCAACGUCAAUCAAUUUAUAGUGAUCCAAAUUAUGUGGAAGGAUAUUAUACAGAGGAGAAUCCUCCUGUUGUUGGUUUAUCUGCAGCUCGUAUGUCUGCUUUAUUAACUUAUCGAUCUCGUAAUUCCUUUGAAUCAAGAUUUGGACGUAAAGCAGCUAAUUGGAAACCAAAAAGUCGACCCAGCUCACCUGCAGAAGCAAAUCGUUUAAUUCAUAAUGACGGUCAUCGUUCAAUCCAUCUUUCAGAAACUCAAGAUGAAACAUCUAACCUUUCAGCAGAUCCAUCAUCUAUGCCUACACCGUUUAUCUUUUCUGCACAAUCCUAUUUGAGAUAUCAAGGAAACAAAUUUAUUAACCGUUUCGAUGCCAAUUGUUAUAUUGCAUUGACACGUAAAAUGGAUUCACAUGAUAUUUCAAGAGGCAGGACAGAAGAUUAUUAUGAUGUUUUAGCUUCCAUUGGUCAACCUGCGCUUGUGAUUGGGAUUGAAUCGGAUGGAUUAUUUACUAUCUCUGAACAAUAUGAGUUAGCAGAGGGUAUGGCAGAUACAGAAAUGAUUGUGAUUCAAUCCCCUGAUGGACACGAUGGGUUUUUACUUGAAUUUGAUCAAAUCAAUAGACAUAUCCUAAAUUUUAUUAAACGUGUCUUACCAGAUAUUUAUAACACAAGUACCUUAUCUGAAGAAGAAGUAGUAGAGCAAAGUGAAGUACUUCAGGCUACAAAAACGAGUUUAUUUGGUGAGGCUGAGGUAGAUAUUACUCAAUGGUAGACUUACACACACACA
This is a messenger RNA of Cokeromyces recurvatus, 1546 nucleotides long. Its product is annotated as homoserine O-acetyltransferase. The coding region runs from base 170 to 1531 and encodes 453 amino acids. Gene Ontology annotation, molecular function: homoserine O-acetyltransferase activity. The transcript has 3 exons. Lineage: Eukaryota; Fungi; Mucoromycota; Mucoromycetes; Mucorales; Mucoraceae. Gene Ontology annotation, biological process: L-homoserine metabolic process. The record is from RefSeq and is a predicted model, not a curated record.